This is a messenger RNA of Agelaius phoeniceus (red-winged blackbird), 2339 nucleotides long. RefSeq names its product ferric chelate reductase 1 like (gene FRRS1L). The record is from RefSeq and is a predicted model, not a curated record. NCBI's taxonomy places the organism in Eukaryota, Metazoa, Chordata, Aves, Passeriformes, Icteridae. Gene Ontology annotation, biological process: regulation of glutamate receptor signaling pathway; regulation of postsynaptic membrane neurotransmitter receptor levels.
AUGGCGGAGCGGAGCCGCGGCGCUCGGCGGCGGCUGCUGCUGCUGCUGCUGCUGCUCCUGGCCGGCUCCGCCGCCAGCCCGGCGGAGGAGAGCGGCGGGCGGCGGGAGGCGGGCGGCGGGGAGCACGGCGAGGAGGCGGCGCGGCACCACGACUCCUCGUACGGCACCUUCGCCAGCGAGUUCUACGACCUGCGCUACCUCUCCGAGGAGGGUUACCCUUUCCCUACUGCUCCUCCUGUGGACCCAUUCGCAAAAAUCAGAGUGGAUGACUGUGGAAAAACCAAGGGAUGCUUCAGGUAUGGUAAGCCUGGAUGCAAUGCAGAGACUUGUGACUACUUUCUAAGUUACCGCAGAAUUGGAGCCGAUGUUGAAUUUGAGUUGAGUGCUGACACAGAUGGCUGGGUGGCAGUGGGAUUUUCCUCAGACAAGAAAAUGGGAGGCGAUGAUGUCAUGGCUUGUGUUCAUGAUGAUAACGGAAGAGUCCGAAUACAGCACUUCUAUAAUGUUGGUCAGUGGGCUAAAGAAAUCCAGAGGAAUCCUGCUAGAGAUGAGGAGGGGGUUUUUGAAAACAACCGUGUAACGUGUCGAUUCAAGCGUCCUGUCUACGUUCCCCGAGAAGAAACCAUCGUGGAUUUGCACUUGAGUUGGUAUUACCUGUUUGCUUGGGGCCCAGCAAUACAGGGUUCUAUAACUCGUCAUGAUAUCGACUCUCCACCCGUGUCAGAGCGUGUUGUCAGCAUUUACAAGUACGAAGAUAUUUUCAUGCCUUCGGCUGCCUAUCAGACCUUCUCCUCUCCAUUCUGCUUGCUCCUCAUUGUUGCACUGACCUUCUAUUUAUUGAUGGGAACCCCAUGACCAAUGGGAAAUAGCAAGAAUUUGGCAGUGGAAGUUUCUCAGGAUGGACAGCUAUAUGGAUGGACAAUGCAUUUUUCUUUUGGAAUUUAUAUCACAUCACCAUCCUCAUCUAGCUGCUUUUGAACAUAGUUAGCUUCUCAGAAGAGUGAAAUAACCAUCUCCCUUGAGUGGCAGAGUGGUGACAAAUCAUUUAAGAAAAUCAGUGAACACAUUGGAGAGUAUUUUCAGUGUUGUGAUUACUUGCUUAAGGAAAAUGAGACUUUUGUAAGAUCAAUGUGUGUAUGUGUGUGUUUGGGAGGGGUGCCUGUAUGUGUGUUCAGGUGAAUUUAGUGAUGGACAUCUUAUCAAAUGACAAAAUUGCCUUCCAAAUUGCUACAAAAAAGCAAAUUUGGGAAAACACUGCAAUGCUGUUUGGUACUUCUAGAGCAGAGAGCACAACUCCAAGUGCAGUUCCUAAUCUUAAGACCUGGAAACCAACACAGCAGUAUAAAAACUGCCCUUCAGUAGUGCAUAGUUCUCUCAAUUUUUUUUUUUUAUAUUUAUCAAAGUGUACUUGCUGUAGUACUUUCCAAAACUAAACUUGCAUAUUCAAGCAUUAGCAUGAUUUUUUUUUCAACAGAAAUAGGUGAUGAAUGUCUUUAUUGUGUUUCAAUAGCCUCUUUGAAAGAAAUGCCUACUUCUUUUAAAAGUGAGAUAUAAAGUAAUUUAAACAAGGGGAAGGGAGAAUACAGCAAUAUAAAUUCUCCAUACAUAGGAAAACCAGGUGUAAAACAUGCAGAAUAUAAAAGUUCCCAACAAGCCAUAGGAUGUCCUCCUAACAGAUUAAAUCAAUGUUUCUCUUUUUAUUAAAAAAAAGCAAUUUUGCUGGCAUGUAAAUAUAUUUUUAAGUAAUUGUGCAGUAGUAUGAAGUAAUCUCUUUUUCUGUGUUGUAUGCCACUAAAUCCUGUUCAUGUUAAGGGUGACUGUAGGCAGCUGGUGUAAUCUUACAAAGAAAUAUAAAUGAGAUUACUUGUAAGGAAAGACAGGGAUUAAUAAGAACAGCAGUAUCUUUCGUUCAUCAAACCACUGCUAAAAUAUAGGUAUUGUGGAAAAAGAUGAACUAAAAAGGAAAUACAUUAGCUGUUUUUAUCACCAAUAAAUAGUACAAGAGGAAUGCUAAAAAUUAAAGAAAUGAAAAGUGUCAAAAUGUGUUUAUGAGCCACAGACUAUAAUAAAAACUUGGAGUGAAGAAUUUCUGUUCUUUACCUAAAAGGAACUGUAAGACACGUUUACAUAUAGCAGUCAAAUGUGCUUGGUAAGGUUACUCAUUCACUUUCCAACUUACACUAAAAUUCUACUUAAGUAGAAUUAAAGUCUAACUAGUGCCAAAGUUUUAUCUAAUGUGAUACACUUGAGGACUCUGUAACAUAGAAUCUGGUAAAGUAUAUGUAAUGCAACUCCUUUCUAUUUUCAUUGCUGCAUGGAGUAUAAAAUGAUUAAUUAGC